This is a messenger RNA of Diatraea saccharalis (sugarcane borer), 3070 nucleotides long. Lineage: Eukaryota; Metazoa; Arthropoda; Insecta; Lepidoptera; Crambidae. The record is from the annotation of a GenBank genome assembly.
AAUGCCAAACCUAAAAAAACGAGCGAAAAUCGGUUCAUGUAUGUAAGCAAUAUACACUUAUUAUAUUUGGGAAUCAGUGACAAUUAUAGCCGAAUAAAAAACGUAUAGAGUUUAUUCGUUUGAAAAUAUAUAGUUUUUAGAAUCAUGCCUCCUCAAACUCGGCGAUGUAAAACUACGAAAGACGUCAAAGAAAACAUUGAUGUCAUUUCACAAAUUAAGAAUAAAAACUUCGGCAAGGCGUCAAAACAACGAAAAGCCUUAGCAGAUAAAACUAAUUCGGCAUCAGACGACAAUUUGUCCACGGAAUUCACCAAGGAAGUAAAGCUUGUGACUGACAAGGGUAAAGAAACAAUAUUAGACGUACAAACUAGAACACUGCGUGGGAGGAAAAACCUCGGUAAGGGUUCAAAACCACGAAAAGCCUUAUCAGAUAGUACUUAUUCGGCAUCAGGUAAUAAUUUGUCCACCGAAGUGAGUAAUAAAAUAAAAGUUGUGAUUGAAAAGGGUAAGGAAGCAAUAUCUGAAGUACAAGCUAGACCACGUCGUGAAAGGAAACUUCCUAAUAGAUACAACGAAAGUAAAGUACUUAUAAAUUUGUCAAGUUUAGAUAAAACUGAUCAACAUGAUUCAAGUAAAGAUUCAGAGAAAAUUGCUUCACCUUUUGUGUCACCAUUUAAAACACCGCAGAGGCAUAUCAAUAAUAGUUUAAUUACCAACCGUCCUAAGAGAAUUUGCCGUUUGCCAUCAAAGUUUAGUGAUCACUCUGUUAGUCCAAAUAAAUUUAUUCCUGUUGGCUGUAAUGCCAGUACUCCUAUUAUUCAAAAUAAAAUGUUAAAUGUUGAAAUGGAUGUAGUUGCAACUAAUACAUUAACUGGUAAAGCAAUAACCCAAAAGGUCACAAACCAAAACAAGAUAAAUUUGAAGAAAAAUAUAAAGAAGAAAAAAUCAGAAAUAUCUACACAUAACAUUAGUCCAGAUACCAAUAAUAACGCGAAAAAAAGACAGCUUAGAGAGAAGAAGGUAGUAAAUAAAAAUGAGGUUCCAUUUUCAUCUCAAAAAGAAGUAUCUACAGAUAAAAAAGCUACAGGAAAAAGGUUACUCCAGAAUAAUUACUCAUUCAAAGUUCUUGAAGACAAAACUAAACCUACUAAAAGAGAUAAUAGUCAUCUUGAUGUUUACGAGUUCACUUAUGAUCCAAAUGAAGAACCACCUCCUCAAAAGAAAAAACGAAAACGGACAGUUAAAAAGAAACAAAUUAAACCUAAAAUAGUGACAUUUAAAAAUAAUUAUGAUUACAAUGUUUCAAAAGCUUUGGUAGCUUUGAAGAAUGCUGUAAAGAAACCUAUUGACUCUCAAAUUGAUAAGCCACUAGUAGUUGAAAAUAAAAAUGAUCAACAACAAACUGUUUCCACAGCAAACAUAUUAUUAACACCUGCUAUCACAACUACAUCUUCAGCUUUUAAGGUACCUACUGAAAUUUUUGUACCCGAGGAUACUCCUCAAAAACCUGUAAAUAAUACAAGGGUGGAGGAUGUUGCAGCAGAUUUUGGGCCUCAUAUGGAACACAAUGACAUUAAUUAUUCUCCAGUAACUUCACCAAACCAUGGAAAAUCUUCUGCACUAAAUGAUGACACUCUUCAACAGAGUAUGAAUCAUGACCCAUUAAAUCUACAAGAUAACUUAAGUUUCUUUGAUGACAUACCUGUUGCUAGCAGUAGUAUGAACACAUCUGUAAGGAGGCCUCAUGCCAGUCCCUGGAGGGUAGAAUUCCAACAACUCCCAAUAAAGUGGCAAGUUAACACAUGCAUAAAACCUAAUAUGACACCAGCAGUAGAGAGCUCUUUUAUUAAUUUUAAUAGUUCAAACAAAAAGAAACAUGUAUACACAAACUUAGUACCUGAAUCAGAUGAGGUAUUGCCAGAGAUUGUUAGUAAGGACAAACCUAAUUUAACACAAACUAGUAUAAUAUCAUAUAUUAAGGAAGUUGUGGAAAAAAGUGCUAGUAAGAAACAGAGGGCAUUAUCGGUGACACCUACAAAAGCAAACUCUGUCUUUGAAGAUUUUUCUCCAAUGUCUACAGCAACAAACAGAGAUAUGUAUAACACACCCAAUAAAACUCCUAGUAGAGAAGCCUCCAAUAAAACUCCUAGUAACCAAGCUUCUAAUAAUAAUGGGACUCAAAACAAAAUUCAAGAAAAUGUAGUAAAUACAGAUAAGGAAAAUUCAAAAGAUAGCACGAAGAGUAAAAGGAAAACCCAAACACCAAAUUCAGCACACAAACAUAAAGAUGGAACCUUCUUUGGGUUUGAUGACAGUGAGGAUCAGGAGAAUGUUUCACCUGUUAAAAUUGACAAUCCUAGGGUAAGAGCUUUGAGACCUCGUGCUAGAGCAGUUUUACAAGAGAUUAAUGCAGAAUCAGGGCCAACAAGGGCUAAGAUACCAAUUGCUGCGAAAACAAAUAUUGUUGCAAGUUCAGAUGCCGUUAAUAAAAUAUAUGAAGGCAUUAAGUCUGCUACAGAUGCACCAGUGUUUCCUAAGAACAAUAUUAAAAAUGAUAACACAAAUGUUAACAUUGAUAAUCAACCUAGUCUCCAAGACGAAGACUCUCAAUCUGUCCAUUUAUUUGAAGAUAUUGAACUAAUUCAUCAUUUGAAGCCUUUACGAAAAAGCUAUGGCAAGGCCAAAAAAGUAGCUUUUCAACAGACAGUAGCAUCAGACAGUGACAGUCAGAGUCUUGAUGCUCCACCUCGAGUAGAUGAUGGUGAAUCAAGUGAGGAAGAUGAUUUGGCAGACCUUACAUUCACUAUGCCAAAUGUGGUUAAGAAAAAUGAUACUAAGAAAAAGACUACCAAGAAAAAGAAGCAAUUAUCUAAGAAAGAGAAAGCAGCAAUGGAAGCCUGGGCUGCGCAGUUCAAUUCGAUGUGUGAAGAUGUUGAGGAGUUUCCUUUAGUUGUAGAAUAGUUUUGUAUAUUUACAAAAAUUGUGAUGAAUAUUCGUUAGUAUAGCAGUCGAGACCUGUUACUAACGAAAGGCCAAAUUUCUUCUAUUGAUUUUAAUCUUUAUUUUGUUG